This is a messenger RNA of Cuscuta epithymum, 2144 nucleotides long. NCBI's taxonomy places the organism in Eukaryota, Viridiplantae, Streptophyta, Magnoliopsida, Solanales, Convolvulaceae. The record is from the annotation of a GenBank genome assembly.
GGUGGAGAAGUGAGAAGUCUCGCUCUUUCCAAUGCAGCAACACGUGGCACUUUGAGUUGCACUUCCUUGCUGGGACGUGGUUUCCAACGUUUCUCUUUCCCGUUUUUAGUUUUUACCCGCGAAAUGCAAUUUCUAGAAAGAUACUCCGUAGAAGAAUCACUUCCAGCACGAAGUUUUGCUGACUUCAUUUCUUAUUGGAGUUUGCCAAAAUAACUACUCCGUAAUAUAAUUACGAUCUGCUCUCUUUUAUCUAAUUGGAAAGGGAGGAGUGAAAGCCAAGCUAGGUAUAUUUCUAUGGAGGAGACGUCGCCGGAAAGGCGGAGUUCUCGCUGUUCUAGUAGCGCAGUCGAGCCUUCCUCCGAUUUGGGAGUCGAAAUUCUUAUAGAAGAUGGCGAUGCCAAUCCCAGCGAGUCGCUCAGAAAGAAUUGCAGUAGUGCUGAUUUUGCCGGAAUUACUUACGGUGGGGCUACAGGUGAAGAUGCUAGGGACUUAUCAGAUAUUCAAAUCUUACCUCCUUUGCAAAUUGUUAUGCUCAUUGUUGGAACCAGAGGAGAUGUGCAACCCUUUGUUGCCAUUGGGAAAAAAUUACAGGAGGAUGGUCACAGGGUGAGGUUGGCAACCCACUCCGAUUUUAAAGAGUUUGUCUUGGGUGCUGGGUUGGAGUUCUAUCCUCUUGGUGGGGAUCCCAAAGUUCUUGCUGCUUAUAUGGUAAAAAAUAAAGGUUUCUUUCCAUCCGGACCUUCUGAAAUAAAAAUUCAGCGCAAGCAAAUAAAAGAUAUUGUAUUCUCUUUGCUUCCUGCAUGUGUAGAGCCUGAUCAAGAAUCGAAUAUCCCAUUCGAGGUAGAUGCCAUCAUUGCCAACCCUCCAGCAUAUGGGCAUAAUGAUGUUGCAGAAGCAUUGGGAGUACCUUUGCAUGUAUUUUUCACAAUGCCAUGGACGCCUACAAGUGAAUUCCCACAUCCUCUUUAUCGUGCUUCACAGGCAGUUGCAUACAAAUUGUCAUAUCAAAUCGUUGAUGGAUUAAUCUGGAUGGGCAUACGGGAUGUGAUUAAUGGCUUCAGAAAGAAAAAAUUGAAACUAAGGCCGACUACAUAUUUGAGUGACUCCUACAGUUCAUCAUCUGACAUCCCACAUGGGUAUAUCUGGAGUCCGCAUCUUGUUCCCAAACCUAAAGAUUGGGGGCCAAAAAUUGAUGUAGUGGGCUUUUGUUUUCUAGACCUCGCUUCUAAUUUUGAUCCGCCAGAACCACUUGUGAAGUGGCUUGAAGAUGGUCAAAAGCCCAUUUACAUUGGCUUUGGUAGUCUUCCUGUUCAAGAACCAGAGAGAAUGACAAAGACAAUUGUUCAGGCAUUGGAAAUGACUGGACAGAGAGGCAUAAUUAACAAAGGAUGGGGUGGCCUGGGGAAUUUGACAGAGCCAAAGAAUUUUGUUUAUGUAUUGGAUAACUGCCCUCACGAUUGGCUGUUUGUCCGAUGUGCUGCUGUGGUGCAUCACGGUGGUGCAGGAACAACUGCCGCUGGUCUUAAAGCUGCGUGUCCAACAACUGUGGUGCCUUUUUUUGGGGACCAACCUUUUUGGGGCGACCGUGUACAUGCUAGGGGUGUAGGUCCUGCUCCCAUCCCUGUGGAUGAGUUCUCACUCGAAAGGCUGGUCUCUGCCAUUGAAUUCAUGCUAGAUCCAAAGGUGAAAGAGCGGGCAACUGAGCUGGCAAAAGCGAUGGAAAAUGAGGACGGGGCGAGAGGAGCUGUGGAGGCUUUCUACAAGCAGUUUCCUUCGGACAAUUCCAAAGCUAAAUCUAAACGAUCACGCCAUCUCAAAACUCAGCUUAGUAAAACCUCACACUGUCCCUCUCUAUUACGAUGCUUUUGCCUUCCCUGAAAGCAAUCAUGCCCAUAUUGAUGCUGAGUCAUUUACUUUCAUCUCUAAAGAACUGGAAAUAUCCCACCUCUGUUUCAUGUAAUAUUUUCAUUGAAGAUAAUAAGAUAAGCUUUAAAAUCAUAAGCUUGUGAGUCUUUGGCUCUUCGCACUUCUUUUUUGUUUUAUACCUUUCUUUGGUUGCUCUUACCUCUAGCUAUGGGAACGUCCCUAAUUAUUUAAAAAUUAUAUUUUUGUAUAUAUAGUUCAGAGAUCAUUUCAUUAUGAAU